GGGUUUCUAUUUAGAGCAAUAAUUGAUUACAUUCAUUUGGAAUCGGCAGACGUCUGUUAGUUUGUUAUGCCGCUGUGAAAUCUGAAAAUAACAGCGUUUUUUUGUAACUGUGGAAGAAAGAUCAUUGUUAUGGAUUUAUCAGAUCGUAAGCACUCUUAAAAAGGACCGCAAUCCUCUCUUCGAUCGGAACACUACUACAGGCGGGUUUGUACUGGCUCUGACUUUUAUUGAUGGCAAAAGCUCCUCACUCACUAGAGGACCUGAAAGUGAAAAAGAAGGUUAUUUUGUUAAAUAACAAAUAACGUAAGAGCUACUCUUGUGAUAGAGCAUAUUCUUUUGGAACUUACUCUGCAAGAGUGCCUGCCAAUUUACAGAAAUUGUAAACACUUCUUUUGGAGAUUACCACCAGAAAAUAUAGAUAAUUUUGUGCAGGAAAGAUUAGUCAAGUUCACACGUUUGAGAUAAAAGGAAGCAAAGGAUGAAGCGAACAGUGGGAGAAUCUUCAUCAGUAGUACCGUGAGAGUUUAAUGGAAAAGGUUGUUUUUCCGUCUGGACACCAAAAGAGGCCCUACAUGAUUGUUAACGACUCCCUCGUCGUUCUGGAAAAUUCAGGAACAAAUUGGUCAGUUACAAACAGGGACGAAAAUUCAGACAUUUUUCAUCCAAAUGCAGGAACAAUCAUCUUGGGUGUUUUCCUAUUCCUCCUGAUAUUCUUGACCAUUCUUGGGAAUGCGUUGGUACUGAUUGCCAUGCUUUUGAAAAAGAAACUGCGGACGGUGUCCAACAUGUUUAUUGUGUCUUUGAGUUUCACCGACUUCCUAUUAGGUUCCAUUGUCAUGAUACCGGCGGCACUCCAAGAACUGUUUCAUGAGUGGGUUCUAAUUCACGAGUUCUGCCCAGUGUGGGUAUCGUUUGAUGUCAUGUUGAGUAGUGCUUCUGUACUAAAUGUCUGCCUCAUUAGCAUUGACCGAUACAUCUCCAUUAUUACCCCUCUACGAUACAAUACAAUGAUGACCUUUAAAAAGGCAUCUUUAAUGCUGGCAGGAGUUUGGAGUAUAGCCGUUUUGUCGUCCUUUGUUCCCAUAAUGAACGGCUUUCACAAUCCAACCGUUCCCUCGUUGAAGAAUUUAACUUUAUUUUCCAGCACGCCGCUUUGUUUGUUUAUUAUCAGCGGCACUUACGGUUUAAUCGCGACCACUGUAACUAUUUUAUGUCCAAUUAUCAUAGCUAUUGUUCUCUAUUAUCGCGUUUCAAAGGAAGCCAAAAGACAAGCCUUUUUCGUCAGCACUCUUCUGACUCCAGGAAAUGUUUUGUUAAGACAACACGUUCCGGCGAAACAUUUGAGGGAGCCCUUUACCCGGAAGGCAACUGUGACGCUAGGGACAAUUGUCGGUGCUUACGUCACAACAUGGUCCCCGUUCUUGAUUGCCAAUAUUAUAGAAGGAUUCUGUCAAUGUAUUCCAGGGAAAAUAUUUACGUCCUUCGUGUGGCUAGGUUAUUGUAACAGUUUAAUUAAUCCCAUUAUUUAUCCUUUAUUCAUGAGAGAUUUCAGAAAAGUGUAUGUCUUAGCUUUAUCGAAAUGCUGUCCAUUUCUACACAAAUUAGAGAACUUCCGAAUUGAACAAACAUUGUAUAAAGGUAUACGAAACCCAAAUCGCUAAUCAUUUUCAUGUAACGUUAUUGUUUUGUUUUACACACGAAGUGUUUUGUUGUUAUAAGAUAUAUGCUUUUGAUAAUAUGAACUGUUAUUCAAAUAAAUAUUAUGUGAUGUUUCCAAGUACAUGCAUUGUUGUCUAAGAAAUUUUAUUUCAUUUUUGGGGGGUUUUUAUGAUUCUAAAUUCAGUCACAUUUUUUUGAAACCAUACAAAAUUGUCCAGGUCGGUUUUUUAUACCGCAUGUAUUUUCUGAUUAAUUUGACACUUAUCUAUAAAAUUUAUCACACACAAAUUUUGAAUAACAAUUUAUAAAAGUUAAGGUUCGUAAGGAAUUGUUUAACGAUUUGUUCAGGUUUUCUCUGAUAGGUGAGAAUAUACAUGUUUACUAUGCUGACAGAUUUCGCUCGUUCUGUAUAAAGAUCGAUGACGUUUAUAUGGUACUGCAGAUCCCCCCCCCCCUUUUUUUUUAAAGACAACCUUGAACAGGCAAUGACAUUUCCGUGGAAUAAUAGUCUAUCAAAUAUACAAAUAUAGCAAUUCGUAGUAAUUCCUUUUUUAUUUCCUUUGGGAAACUUUAACACAGGGCAAUUAAGAUGGCUGCGACCCCUGUGGUACGGCUAAGGCAACGACCCCGGGUGAAUACAUUGUAGAUGUUUUUAUUCGAGCGAUGAUCAAAGAUGGUCUUCUGUAUGAAAAGUGGCUAUUGAUAUUUUUUUAUCAAACAUAAAUUGUGGAAAUAAAUAAAGAUGAUCAAACAGGUUGAAAUUAUUGAUUGGGAUAAAAUAAAUUGGAUUUUCACAAUUGCUGAAGGAUGCCAGAUAAUUCAUUGAUAUAAAUGAAAAGUGAGUUACCUGGAAACGUUAUUUUUUAUUUAGUUGCAGUUUGUUUUUGGAUGGAAUGUUAAAUGAUUACCAAAGAGUAAUUGUAUCAACCAAAUUCUGAACAUUCCAAAUCAAUAACUAUAGUUAACGAAAUUCAUAAAACUAACUUGAGAAAAAGAAAAGAUUAAUUUUUUGUACGUGUAGCUUUCAAAUUGUCUUUUACCGAAUUGUGUUUAGUAUAUUGUGUCGUUUUUCUAAAAGCAUAAAAGAGGUACAUGUUUAGUUGUGUCGAAAAGACACUACUUAUGACUAUGUCUUUUUUCUUCGUGAUACCAGCAAGUUUGUAGCAUUGGUUGAAGCGAAAAACUCUCAUAAAAAUAUGUUCACAAAUUCCCAAAGGAAUUAAAAAAAGAAUCAUAUACGCCUUCUAUAUGACACUGAAGCAAAC
Magallana angulata is the source of this 2924-nucleotide messenger RNA. RefSeq names its product 5-hydroxytryptamine receptor 6-like. Gene Ontology annotation, molecular function: neurotransmitter receptor activity; G protein-coupled serotonin receptor activity. The record is from RefSeq and is a predicted model, not a curated record. NCBI's taxonomy places the organism in Eukaryota, Metazoa, Mollusca, Bivalvia, Ostreida, Ostreidae. Gene Ontology annotation, cellular component: membrane; dendrite. Gene Ontology annotation, biological process: chemical synaptic transmission; G protein-coupled receptor signaling pathway, coupled to cyclic nucleotide second messenger. The transcript has 3 exons. Bases 528 to 1661 code for a protein of 377 amino acids.